UCCGCUUUCUUGUGCGGUGGAGUAUAAAAAAUUUCCGUCUCGGAGUGUUUUUUUCUCUUCCUGGACAGGAAGCUACCUCUAGGAGGUUGUUGACACAUUGGACUUCUAUUAAAAAAUGGUGUUUAGGGGUAGACCUAGUAAGGCCUGCUUUGCGUGCCGCGGCAGACGAAUCAAGUGCGAUAAAAAUCAAUUGGGAUGCGGUCAAUGCUCGCGUAUGGAGAUACCUUGUCCGGGUUAUCCCGACCCUAUAGAGCAAAGCUACCGCGACCAAAGCGAAAUUGUUAUGAAAAAGGCGGAGGCGAAUUACAGAAAAGGAUCGCGCCGCAGAAUCAAGGCGAAUACAUGUUCGUCCAACACGUCGAGCGUGACAACACCUUUGGGUUCAGAAGUCUCCCUCGAAACGGGAUUGGAAGCAUUAUGCCACAAUCCGUCACUGCACCUCGACACGAUUGCGGUUACAGAAUUCAUGACUACUUACAUACCACAAAGUCCGUUCGACUAUCUAUCAAAAAUAAGCACGCACCAGGACCCAGAAGGAUUAAUGUCCAUUAAUAUACGGGCUGUUUCGCUUGCUAUGGCUGCUUCCAAACUUAAAGAUCUUCGUCUUCUGCAUCCUGCGAGACGGCUAUAUGCAACUGCGUUGUCUGAUACGAACACUGCCCUCAUCAGACCUGGGGAAGCCACCCGAGAUAGUACUCUCGUAUCGGUUCUUCUUCUAGGUUUAUUCGAGGCUUUGGCCUGCCAGGUAACAGGAGCUUCCAGUAAUUGGGCGGCGCACACUCGAGGUGCCCUGGCAUUACUACGGCUACGUGGGAAAGAUCAAUUCCGCAGCGCACUAGGUCGUCGGUUAUUUGACCAGAUGUGUGGCAUUCUGACUUUCGACACGAUGAUGCGUAAAAUGCCUUUGCCGCCGGACCUAUUGGAGCUUGUUUCAAUCGCACAACAGCUGCAUUGGGAAAGCCCCAGAAUAUCUUUCGUCAAUUUGGUUGGGGAGAUAUCGGAACCACCAUGUGUCUUAUGGGACAUCAAUCUGCUCCCAUCAGCGAAAGUGGCAAAAGCUUUGUCGCUGGAUCAAAGGGUAUUACAAUUUACCAGGGGAUUACCAUCGGAUUAUGGAUACCAAGAAUUUCAUCAAACAACGGAACAUACACUGAAAUCUGGGUGGGAUACUUACGGAUGCAUCAUACACCAGUACGGCCAUCACCAUGCUGCUAGGCUGUGGAACGCUUGCAGGGUGUUGCGCAUCAUGCUCAACAGUGUCAUUCACCGCGCCCUGCGCGAGUUGCCAUUAUCUCAUGAAGGGAAAUGGGCGCAACAACGUGCGGUCGCAACUAUCAAAGAUGCUGCUACAGAUAUUUGCGCUACUGUUCCCCAAUUUUUGGAUCCGGCGAAGUACGAUACUAUCGGUAUCGAGGCAUCACGCGAAGCACGCGUCGCGACCCUCAUAGCUGCUCUAUCGGUUGUAAAAGCCGAGUCACUAGCACCUCAGACUGCAAAAAGUUAUGCCGCAGAUCGACUGAAACAUCUGGGGAAGCAAUUCAAAGUUCCUCAAGCAGAGAGCGCAGCGAACGGCUUGGGUCUCGAUGUGCUCCAUAGCGGCUUUCACAUGUUCUACGUAUACUGAAUUGAAGUAUAUCCAGC
Messenger RNA from Paraphaeosphaeria sporulosa, 1641 nucleotides. RefSeq lists its product as uncharacterized. The coding region runs from base 116 to 1624 and encodes 502 amino acids. The record is from RefSeq and is a predicted model, not a curated record. Lineage: Eukaryota; Fungi; Ascomycota; Dothideomycetes; Pleosporales; Didymosphaeriaceae. Gene Ontology annotation, biological process: regulation of DNA-templated transcription. Gene Ontology annotation, molecular function: DNA-binding transcription factor activity, RNA polymerase II-specific; zinc ion binding. The transcript is spliced from 2 exons.